AUGGUGUUAUCAUUGAUUGGCAGUUUGGACGAAACCGCGGAGAUCGCUUUAUGGGAUAUCGAAACAGGACAACAAGUGACCGCAUUCACUGGACAUACCGGCGAUGUGAUGUCGCUGUCUCUGUCACCCGAUAUGCGUACCUUCAUAUCCGGUGCAUGUGAUGCAUCCGCGAAACUUUGGGAUAUUCGUGAUGGAAUGUGCAAACAAACAUUCCCCGGACACGAAAGCGAUAUAAAUGCUGUUGCAGUAAGUUUUUUG
Molecule: messenger RNA, 258 nt
Organism: Gongylonema pulchrum
Lineage: Eukaryota; Metazoa; Nematoda; Chromadorea; Rhabditida; Gongylonematidae
Source: the annotation of a GenBank genome assembly